GAGGUUUUACCGUACGUGUGGCUGGAGGAGGAAGCAAAGGAGAUUUCAACAACAACAACAACAAAUCGAAUAUCUUAACAAGGAUGAUAAUUCCCAGCUCUCAGCAGCAUCAGCGUACUGCCCGGAGCCGAGGAGCAGUUUCAGGGAGGAGAGGAGGGAAACUUCGAUUCUGAGCUGCCGGGGAGUGGCCGACUGCUGGGGAUUUUAUUUUGACACCCUGUGUUUCAGGCAAAGGAGCAGUCCGUUUAAAAGCGAGGAGCCAAGAUGAACCAAACUGUGUCCGUCUCUCAUCAGAUCGACUGUCAGCCGGCCAAGGGCCUCAAGGACUAUGUGGACGUCAGCCCGCCGCAGAGGAACUGGAAGGGCAUCGCUAUCUCUCUACUGGUGAUCGUAGUGGUCUGCUCGCUCAUCACCAUGUCUGUGGUCGUCCUCACACCCGUGGAGGUCCCCGGCAGCAGCAAGUCCAAGCUGAGUGUGGCAGAUCUGUAUAAGCCAGAGUUCAGCGUUCAUGACCCCGAGGCCAUGUGGAUCAGUGAUUCAGAGGUGGUGUACAGGAACCGGGACGGACACGUCAUCAAGUUUAACUUCGCCCUGAACGAGACGGAGGUCAUUCUGAGCAACAGCACGUUUGUGGCUUUCAAGGUGGCAAGGUACUCGCUCUCCGCAGAUCUGAAGUACGCACUCUUCGCUUACGACGUCAAACAGAUGUACAGAUAUUCGUACAUGGCGUCCUACAUCGUGUACAACAUCUACACGAGGGAGGUUUGGGAGCUAAACCCUCCUGAGGUUCAGAACGCAGUACUGCAACACGCAGCAUGGGGAAGACAAGGACAACAGCUGAUCUACAUCUUUGAGAAUAACAUCUACUACCAGUCGGAUGUGAGGAGCGUCUCCCUGAGAAUCACCUCCUCUGGGAUGGAGGGAGUCAUCUUCAACGGGCUCGCCGACUGGCUGUACGAAGAGGAGAUUCUGCGUUCGCACUUGGCUCACUGGUGGUCGCCGGACGGAGAGCGACUGGCCUUCCUCACCAUCGACGACACCCGGGUGCCCAAUAUGGCUCUGCCCCAGUUCACCGGCAGCACUUACCCCAGAGGACUACAGUACCCAUAUCCUAUGGCCGGUCAGACAAACCCUGCGGUCAAGUUAUCGGUGGUCAACCUGUUCGGAGCGACACACACUCAGGAACUGCAGCCUCCCGAUCAGUUCAGACACAGAGAUUUUUACGUCACCAUGGUGAAGUGGAUCAGCAACACUCACCUCGCCGUGCGGUGGGUCAACCGGCCCCAGAACGUUUCUCUGCUGACGGUGUGCGACGCCACCUUAGGGGUCUGUCUUCAGAGGCACAAGGACUCCUCCGAGACGUGGCUUUCCAGACAGAGGCAGGAGCCGCUCUUCUCCAAGGACAGGAGCAGGUUUUUGCUCGCGCUGCCCGUGAAACAAGGAGGUCAGGGAGAUUUCCACCACAUCACAAUGUUCACCAAAAAGGUGCGAAGCGACCAGGACGAAGUUCGCCACUUAACGUCCGGGGACUGGGAGGUGACAAGAAUCGUAGCUUACGAUGAAAACGACCAGAUUGUAUACUUCCUGAGCACGGAGGACUCUGCACAACAGAGACAUUUAUACAGCGUGUCCACCCUCGGCCUGUUUCCACGGCGAUGUCUCACCUGCGGACUGAAGGAGGAGUGCACGUUUUACGAUGCCGACGUCCGCCCCGAUGCGCAGCAUGCCAUCCUGCACUGUAAAGGCCCUGGAGUUCCAGCUGUGCUGCUUCUGAGUUUUGAUGACGCAGACACGUACUUCGUCUUGGAGAACAACCUGCCUCUGCGGACCGCGCUGGAGAACAAGAGGACGGCUCAGAGUGAUAUCCGGAUCAUCGCCAGUGACAACUUUGAGCUGCCUCUGAAGCUCAUCUAUCCUCCCGACUUCUCCGAGUCCUACAUCUACGGCCUCCUCCUUAUUGUUGGCAGUUCCCUGGGCGAUCAGACGGUGACGGAGGAGUUCAGGUUGGACUGGGACUGGGUGUUGGUGGGAUCGGAGCAGGUCAUCGUGGCGCGACUCGACGGCAGGGGUUCGGGGUUCAGAGGUCAAAGGGUUUUGCAGCAGGUCCAUCUGAGGCUCGGCACCGUGGACGCAGAGGACCAGAUCGCUGCUCUUGAAUACCUGGUGAAGCUGCCGUUCGUUGACCGCACUCGCGUCGGAGUCUUCGGAGAGGACUACGGCGGGUUCCUCGCGCUCACGAUGCUGAAGUCGACGGAGAGGCUGGUCCGGUGCGCUGCGGCUCAGGCUCCCGUCACCGACUGGUCCAUGUACGCCUCAGCGUUUUCUGAGAGAUACCUCGGCUCACCUUCGACGGAGGAGAACAGAUACCAAGCGUCCAGAGUCCCGGGCACCAUGAAGGGUCUGCAGGGAGGAACUCUGUUCCUGGCUCACGGCACUGCCGACGCGAACGUUCACUUCCAGCACUCGGCGGAGCUCAUCAAGCACUUCAUAAAGAUCGGAGCCAACUACUCAAUGCAGAUUUACCCAGACGAGGGCCACUUCCUGUCGAAACGCAGCCGGAUCCAGCUGACUCAAUCCCUGAUUGGUUAUUUCAGAGGCUGUCUGCUCGACGCGUCAUCGUUACUCGACCAACAGCGGGACGACGAGUGAGAGGGUUACUACUGGGCCGUGUUUGACUACUGUGUGUGUGUGUGUGUGUGUGUGUGUGUGUGUGUGUGUGUGUGUCAGCUUGUAUGUUUGUGAGCGUUUGUGACCCCUGGCAGACUGAUUUGAGUGUGUGUAUGUGCGCGCGUGUUUUAUACCCGUAGCACAAUAUUUGACUAAACAAGCUUCUUCUCAACAUAUCGGACUAGUUUCCAUCGUUGGUCACCUCUGUAGCAUCAACAGUCCGCUGUAAUGUUUUUGUGUGUCGACGACAUAUUUAAGGAGGAGGCGGUAAAAACCCAUUAGCAGCGUCUGCACAAAGUUUUGCGACAUAAGUCAUAGAGUGACGGUAGCUUUUUUUUGAUGAAGGGGAAAAAGGGUGCGAUUAAGCAAGUGAGGUCAUCCUGGUUGUAGUCGGUGUAAAAGACCCUGUACAACCUGGUUUCAAAUCUUCAUAAAAUAAAUAUGAAUGAAUCAGUUCGCAAAAAUCUAACUGAACUAAAUUAUUCAAUCAACUUUUGUGCAAUUCCUAGUGUUGGACAGACGAAUGACAAAUGGAAACGGCAAAACAAGGUGAAAAAAAUGAAAACAUGAAUAAAAUUGAUAAAAUCGGGUAUAUAGAAAAUGUGUGUGCACGCGCGUGUCUGCAUCACAAAACUCAUUUCACAAACUUGAGUGAGACGCUGGCUGCCUCUGUCGACUGUUCGGCACCCACAGAAAACACAAGUCAGCCUUCGCCGUAUGAAGAUGUUCAGUUGACGGGUUGAAAGCGCCACUGUCACUGUGGGUUAUAUAUUUAUCUAUCUUUGCCUAGUAUUAAAUGGAAUUUCCCCCCCCCCCCCCUCAGCCGAUUACAUCGAUCGCAAGCUCUCCGAGUAUUAUAAAUGUGUGCUUUGAUGCAAAUUGCACCAAUCCGGUCUGUCGGUGGGUCGUGAGUCGUUUUUCAAAAUGCACAGGCGUCAUCCAUUAGAAACACUUCGGCCCUUUCAAAAACCUUGUGUUUGUUUUUGAGACUGGGAAGAAUUGGGAGAUUUUCGUGGCUUGUAUUUACUCUUACAGUACGACACCUUCAUCUCCUCUUCUCUAUCAAUUUCUCCAUAAAUUUUGCUGACAGUAAAAGCGGACGUGUCAGUCUGUAGAGUUACUGUAUCCGUCCUUUAGACAGCAACAGAUGUACAGAGCUUAACAUUAUCACCUUUUUACACUGUCUCGCUCGGAUUCAUUUAUUUAUUUUUUUAUGUAUUUAUUUCUUAAAGUUGAUAUUUAUUGUUUCACGAAAUGUAAUUUUUUUUUAUAACUUUAAACAAACUUUUUUGUGAGGAUUUAAGGGGGCAGUAAGUUGCGUUAUCGUUGCGGACGGAGGCGGACGUGUCUCCCUCGCUCUCGUAGUUUUCCUGAUGAUUUUCUCAGUAAAAUCUUUCUACACCUUGAGAAAAAAUCGGAGCUGAAAGAAAGAAAAAAAAAAACUGUUGAAACCCCUCAUCUGAGUUUGACUUCAGGUGCCGCCCCGGGUCUUGCCUGAUAGGAAUACCUGCAGACACUGCACAAUGAAAUGAAUUAAAUCUAUAUUAAAUUUACUUUUUUGACCGUGAACAUUGGUCGAAAAUGUGAGACUUGAGCGUAUAGUUUUCUUUGUAGGAAUAUCAGGAAAGGGAAUGAAGGCCUCAAUAUGAAGGAUUACAGUGGUGUUUUUUUUAUACUGCAGUUAUUAGGAAAAGCACACUUUUUAGUUACAUUUAUUUAUUUAAAAACUGUUAACAGCUAAACCAAUGUCCCUGUGGUAUUGCACAUUUGCCACUAGAUAUUCAUAAAACUUCCACGCAGUAUAAAAACUGCGGUGGUGGAAAAACAAAUCUGCAGCAGAUGACAUGGUUGUACACAACUUAUGAUUUAUAAUAGACAAUUUAAGAUGGAAGUGAUUUUAUUCGUUCUUACUGCUCUGCAAAUUUUUUAAAUCACCGAAUGUCCCUUAAAUACUCACUGUAUCUGGUAAUAUUAAUUUUUUUUGGAGGUGGGGGCUGAUUUAUUUCAAGUGCAACUGCUCAUCUCUUUCUAGCUGCUCAGGAUGUUUUCUUCUGUGCCGUAACAAACAGUUUUGGAACCGCGCCCCCGGGUUUUACAGUGUUUGUCCGUAACGCGUCGCACUAAAAGGCGGCACGGAGCCCGAGAGCGCUCCCUCGCCGUGAUUUAUGAGCACGAGAGUGAUUCAGAUGAUUACUGUCGGCCGCUCACGAGUGCCAUUAAUCACCGUGACGCGUGUCCUCUGUGCAGUCGUGGCUUUUAGACAAGAGGGGACAACUUGUUGGGUUUAAUUCCCCAAAACUGCUAUUAGCAAAAAAUACAAAAAAAACCAUGAGAAAACUGAAGUUACAAGAGUCGGUACGGUCUGUGGUGAGGCUGGGCAGUAGGCAGGCUACCAAUCGGUUGCCAUAGCAACGUCUUUGGUAUCCUGGAUACAGCUAUUCGCUCAUAUUUCACGCACACACACGUGCGUGUGUCCGUGCGUGUAUUUGUGUGUGUGUGUGUGUGUGUGUGUAUGUGUGCUUGUGCGUGCAUGCGUGCGUGUGUGUGUGCGCGUGCGUGCGUGCGUCUUGGGCCCAGCCAAGUGCUGAUGCAACAUCAUCCUACAUGUGUCAGCUUCGAGACCAGCCUGCAGCCGUCCUCCCCGCUGACGCCACACUGACGUCCACUUUAGAGUAAGAGUACGUGAAGUCAUGGUUAUUGUCUCUGUUGGGAUUUGUACUGUGAGUUUGACUUGAUUUCCUUCUCUGGGGGGUGGGGGGGGGUUUAUUGUGAAUGUGGGGCGAAUCUAGAAGAGCUUACUGUAUUUUUUUGGCUGUUUUAAUAUUAAAGAGCGAUGAAGGAGCCAUGCUUGGGGUCUUGUUUUGUGGUCGAGGACUUUAAAAGCCUUACAUUCGUCCUGGAGAAUCACAGUGCAUCUUUUUCUUCCUGCCUGAAAAAACCCAAAAUGUAACAUUUUGAGAGUAGGUCUAAAUCUUCUGAUUAUCUGAUGCACAAAUAUGGAACGUUGACGUUGAUUGAUUGAACUGAAAGGAUCACAGCUUUUGUUGUGCAAAACAAAAAUGGUAUGAAAUGUUGUUGGCCAUUCAAAUAAAUACAAAAAUCAUUUAA
Scophthalmus maximus (turbot) is the source of this 5775-nucleotide messenger RNA. Its product is annotated as inactive dipeptidyl peptidase 10-like. NCBI's taxonomy places the organism in Eukaryota, Metazoa, Chordata, Actinopteri, Pleuronectiformes, Scophthalmidae. The record is from RefSeq and is a predicted model, not a curated record. Gene Ontology annotation, biological process: proteolysis. The coding region runs from base 265 to 2649 and encodes 794 amino acids. The transcript has 27 exons. Gene Ontology annotation, molecular function: dipeptidyl-peptidase activity; serine-type peptidase activity.